Enhydra lutris kenyoni (northern sea otter) is the source of this 366-nucleotide messenger RNA. It is a transcript of the gene SNORC, whose product is annotated as chromosome unknown C2orf82 homolog. The transcript is spliced from 3 exons. The record is from RefSeq and is a predicted model, not a curated record. Gene Ontology annotation, cellular component: cell periphery. Bases 1 to 366 code for a protein of 121 amino acids. NCBI's taxonomy places the organism in Eukaryota, Metazoa, Chordata, Mammalia, Carnivora, Mustelidae. Gene Ontology annotation, biological process: cartilage development.
AUGGCAUUCUGUCUGGUCCUGCGCAUGGCGCUGCUGCUGCUCUCUGGGGUCCUGGCCCCAGCAGUGCUCACAGCCGAGGGUCCGCAGGAGCCCGCGCCCACCCUGUGGAACGAGCCCGCCGAGCUGCCGUCGGGAGAGGGCCCCGUGGAGAGCACCAGCCCCGCCCGGGAGCCCGCGGCCACCGGGCCCCCGGCCCCCACGGCCGCGCCGGGCCCCGAGGACAGCACGGCGCGGGAGCCGCUGGACCCGGGCAGCGGCUCGCUGGGGCCCGGCGCCAUCGCCGCCAUCGUCAUCGCCGCCCUGCUGGCCACCUGCGUGGUGCUGGCGCUUGUCGUCGUCGCGCUGAGAAAGUUUUCCGCCUCCUGA